Molecule: messenger RNA, 555 nt
Organism: Penicillium egyptiacum
Lineage: Eukaryota; Fungi; Ascomycota; Eurotiomycetes; Eurotiales; Aspergillaceae
Source: the annotation of a GenBank genome assembly
AUGAUUGAAAAAGAAUCGAAAGGGAAACCGGUCGGGCCGACAAUCACAUUCGUGACAAUCAAGCCGAAGUCGGAGACGAAGCCCAAGCCAAAGCCGGAGGCAAAGAGCAAGUUGGAGACGAAGACGAAGAGCAAGCCGGAGACGAAGAGCAAAGCAAAACCGGACGCAAAUUCCAAAGCAAAGCCAGACGCAAAGCCUAAGCCAAAAUCGGAUGCAAAGCCUAAGCCAAAACCAGAGACGAAGACCAAGCCAGAGACAAAGAACAAGCCCCAACCGGAGACGAAGACAAACCCAAAGCUAGAAGUGAAGACUAAGCCAAAACCAGAGGCAAAGAGCAAGCCAGAGGCAAAGAGCAAGCCAGACACGAAGAGCAAGCCAGACACGAAGUGCAAGCCAGACACGAAGUGCAAGCCAGACACGAAGAGCAAACCGGAGGCAAAGACGAAGACAAAGCCAGAAGCGAAGACAAAAGUCGAGCCGAAAAAAAAGACCAACCCAGCGAAGAACAUAACAAUCAAUCUGGAGACGACAACGAAGAUCCAGCUGGGAGCUUAG